CCGCGCAGGUUUGGGAAAGGAGGGAAGCGACAGCGGAGGUUGGUCGGUAAGGUGUACGGAGAAAAAGGAGGGUGUGAAAUUUGCCAUGUCUCUAUCCCAGCAAGAUCUGAAUUUAGAGGAUGCCAAAGAACAACUCUUAGAAGAGUGUGAAGGGAUAUGGAAGCAAGUGGAAGAGUGCCAGAACAAAUUAACAUUUCAAGAAAUAGAAACUGUUCCAGCUACUGAUCCCAAGCUGUCUUUGUUACUGCACCGAAUGAAGGCUCUAACUGCAGAGUUCAACCAGUGGCAAAAAAGAACACCAGAAAUAAUUACCACAAAUCCAGAUGUUCUGGUAGCAUUAGGAAAAGAUCAGUUGCAGAGAUUAGAUCAUGAUCUUGAAAUGAUUUUAUCAACUGUCCAUGCAAAGAAUAAAAAGCUGAAUGAAGACUUGCUAAGGGAACAGCAGUGGCUAGAGGAACAGCAGCAGCUAAUAGACUGCCUUGAUCAAACAGAGAAAGAAAUAAGCAAUCAAGUUGUACAGUUUUCUGAGAAAAGAGCCUUUCAAGAACUGAAAAGUAAAAUGCUGAAAAUAAAAGCCUAUAAGGAAGAGCUCUUGAAUGCCCUCGGGGAGUUCGUUGAAAAACACUUCCCUCUCCCUGAAGAUGAUGGAAUUCAAAAAAAAAAGACACGUUCAUCUAGAGAGGAAGAUGUACAACUGAUAACACUGCAUGAAAUUUUAGAGAGCCUUAUCAAUACACUAAUAAAUAAACCACAUGAUCCAUAUGUAACAAUAAACAAUUCAUUUUGGUCACCUUAUAUUGAACUUCUGCUACGGUAUGGCAUUGCAUUAAGACACUUAGAAGAUCCCAGCAGAAUACGUCUAGAAAACUUUUAUGACUAAGGAAAGAAGUCACCACCUUGUCAGCAACAAUAAAGUUGAAUUGAAUUGAAUUGACUGCUCUUUUGUGAAAGACAACAUACGUAGCAUAGAGUGUACAAACCAGUGUUUGAAUGUGACAUUGCAGCUGUUAUUUUACCAUUAUUUUUGUUUCAACUAAUAAAUAAUGUUUGUGUUUUAAAAACUAGACUGUUAAGACAAACUCAAAUUAAAGGACUGUUUUGCAUUGA
This is a messenger RNA of Eublepharis macularius, 1107 nucleotides long. It is a transcript of the gene CENPK, whose product is annotated as centromere protein K. Gene Ontology annotation, biological process: mitotic sister chromatid segregation; kinetochore assembly. The transcript has 10 exons. Lineage: Eukaryota; Metazoa; Chordata; Lepidosauria; Squamata; Eublepharidae. Bases 86 to 880 code for a protein of 264 amino acids. The record is from RefSeq and is a predicted model, not a curated record. Gene Ontology annotation, cellular component: nucleus.